Messenger RNA from Closterium sp. Naga37s-1, 336 nucleotides. Lineage: Eukaryota; Viridiplantae; Streptophyta; Zygnematophyceae; Desmidiales; Closteriaceae. The record is from the annotation of a GenBank genome assembly.
AUGCAGAUAGGGCUGCGCACGAUAUGGGAGAAGUGCUACGAGGAGGCGCAUGCAGUGAUCUACGUGGUGGACGCUGCCUGCCCCGAGAGAUUCGACGACGCCCGAGGGGCGCUCGUUGGGUGCCCACCUGCCCUGCUGGGGAAUGCUAUGCUAAAGAGUUCUGGAGUGCUUGUUGGGUGCUGGCCUGCUGGGGGGUUGUUGGGUGACGACAGGGAGUUGAGUGAGAGCAGGUGGUUGAGUGAGAGGGUGCGCGUGUGUGCUUUGGGGCUCAGGAAGGUGCUGAGACAUGAGGACCUGGUUGGCGCUCCAAUAUUGAUCUUUGCCAACAGUGCUUGA